AUGGACAACCCGACAAACCAGGUCCAGGUGAAUGCAUCGGAGGACGAGCGACUGUCUGCUGUUUUGAACUCGGGCAAACGCAGACUCAUGAACGCUUUCAAGACCACCAAGGAGUCUUCGUAUUUCAGGAGCAUCACCUCUGCCAUUCAGCAGAGUUUUGCCUACGACGAAGAGACCGCCUCGAUUGCUGCAGUGCACGUUCCAGACGACACAAAAAUCGUCCUGUAUCGAACAUAUACCCGGUUUAUCAGCAAUGAGUACAUCACAGAGGUUUCUGGUUGCAUAUACUGUCCUGGAACGAUGAACAGGAAGAACAAGCUGAUGAUGUCGCUGAUCCAGCGACUUUCGAAACCAAACGUGCCCACGUCCACCGUUUCGCAGAUAGAGAGCGAGAUCGAGGACUCCUUGACCCACCCAGACACCAAAACCGCAGACACAGACUCUGCGUCGACAGUUUCUUCUGGGUCUGAGUCGACGGCCUCGUCCUCGGUGAACGACACGAUCCGCGACCGGAUCCAGGGCAUCAUGGCCCGGAACAUCCCACGCACCCCGCUCAACAUCACGCUGUACUCGGACGACAAGACCGACUCUCUCUUGGGAGCAAAUCUGUACACCGACAGCGUGGGGGCGUUCAAUUUGUCUGUUGCCUCGUCUUACAAGCCGUCGUAUAUCACUGUCUCGUCUUUGGAGAACCCGGCGAUCCAGGAAACCCAGAUCGCGAACGUGAUCGACCCAAAAGGUGUGAGUGUGAUCACAGACAUCGACGACACGGUGCGAACGACGGGAGUUUUGGGCGACAAAAGAGAGCUCUUUAGAAACGUUUUCGCCAGAGACUUCAACGAGUGCGAGAUCCCGCGGCUGGCCGUCUGGCUGCAGCAGCUCAAGUCCCAGUACCAUUGUCCCAUUCACUACGUUUCGAACUCGCCGUGGCAAAUAUACAACAUUGUUUGUGGAUUCAUGGACUACGUCGGUUUGCCUGUUGAUAGCAUUAGUUUGCGGCAGUAUUCGGGCAAUCUGAUCGCCUCGUUCACAAUGCCCUCGUCUGAGAGAAAGAAAGACUCGUUGAUCAAGUUGUUCAAGGAUUUCCCAAAUAGAAAGUUCAUCUUGAUUGGAGACGCGGGAGAACAGGACAUCGAGGCAUACGCACAGCUGGUGAAAUUGUUCCCAACACAGGUGCUUGCCGUGUACAUCCGAGCGCUCAACGGGGCGUUCUCGUCAACGGGCGAGGACAUGAAGGUGUUCAAAGAGCUGGAAGCAAUUCUUGCAACCAGAGACCGUCAUGUGGAGCCCAAGACAGAAAAGAAAAAAAAGAAGUUCACUCCUAUUCCUCCGCCAAAACCAAAGAACCUCCAAGGAGAAGCACUCAAGCUGUCGGACCCGCCCAAAGACCACAAGUCGUACAGGGACUCGCUGCGAUCGCCGAUCCUACACCGGGAAUUCAUUAGAACACAGAUCUCCAACACUCUAUCUCAUUCCUCAGAUUAUAUACCUCUAGAUCCGCCGCCACUCCCAAGACGUGGCUCGCUGCACCGGUCGUUGCCGUCGCCUCCGCCGGUUCCUCGUCGCCCAGCAGAGUCUCCACGGUACGCUCCCUUGUCACCGACGAAAACGUUCUCGUUUUCGCAACACCCUGAAAGUCCGUCGGAAGAUUACUCUUUUGACAAGAAAAAAGAGCUGUGGAAAGAACGGGUCCAGGCAGUGGUUAGCGAGUACCCGCCCGAGGUGGACUUCCGGUUCUGGUGGGACCCGUCCGACGUGAUGAACGAGUCGUUCGAGGCUGUCCAGCGGGCACAAUAG
This is a messenger RNA of Ogataea philodendri, 1797 nucleotides long. RefSeq lists its product as uncharacterized. The coding region runs from base 1 to 1797 and encodes 598 amino acids. The record is from RefSeq and is a predicted model, not a curated record. NCBI's taxonomy places the organism in Eukaryota, Fungi, Ascomycota, Pichiomycetes, Pichiales, Pichiaceae. Gene Ontology annotation, molecular function: phosphatidate phosphatase activity. The transcript has a single exon. Gene Ontology annotation, cellular component: actin cortical patch.